Messenger RNA from Lodderomyces orthopsilosis Co 90-125, 1479 nucleotides. RefSeq lists its product as uncharacterized. The coding region runs from base 1 to 1479 and encodes 492 amino acids. NCBI's taxonomy places the organism in Eukaryota, Fungi, Ascomycota, Pichiomycetes, Serinales, Debaryomycetaceae. Gene Ontology annotation, cellular component: membrane. Gene Ontology annotation, molecular function: transmembrane transporter activity. The transcript has a single exon. Gene Ontology annotation, biological process: transmembrane transport. The record is from RefSeq and is a predicted model, not a curated record.
AUGGUAAGUGAAAACAAGUUUGAUGCAGAGUCCAACGACAAGGAAGUGAUUAGCUCUAUCGAGUCCAACUCCUACGACAAUGCAUUAGGUUUUCUCAAACAGCACAAAGAAGUCGGCACCAUUGAUCAUGGUAAACUUGUUCGUAAACUCGACUGGAUCAUAUUACCAAUACUUUGUGGAGUCUAUCUUUUGCAAUAUUUGGACAAGUUGUUGUUGAACUAUGCUGCUGCUAUGGGUAUCAAGGAUAAUCUUAAGGGGAACGAAUUUGCCAACUUGUCAACAAUAUUCUACGCUGCUUAUAUCUUUGGUGAGCCAUUUAUCACUUAUUGUUUACAGAAAUUUCCCCUUGGUAAAACCAUGGGUGUUUUUAUCAUAUUAUGGGGUGUUGUCGUUGCAUGUCAUUCGGCAACUUCAACUUAUGCUUCAUUAAUGGUAGUGAGAACAAUUUUGGGAAUAUUUGAAUCUUCCAGUGCCGUAGGUUUGAUCAUUAUUAGUGGGUUGUAUUAUACCAAAGGACAGCAAGUGGCACGUAUGGGAAUUUGGUCAGUGAUGGCUGGUGUGGGUACGAUAAUUGGUGGUUUAUUAUCAUUCGGAUUCCAGCAUAUUAAGAGCACUACAUUCAAAUCGUGGCAGAUCUUGUUUCUAGUAAUGGGGUUGGUAACUGUUGCAUUUGGAGUCUUUGUAUUUUUCUUUUUACCUGACAAUGUCCAUACAUGCUGGUUCCUUAACGAAAGCGAAAGGUUGUAUAUUUUGGAAAAUGUGGUCAGAGUGAAUCAAACUGGUACAAAGAGCACGAAGUUCAAAAGACAGCAAAUUUCUGAGCUUUUGCUUGACAAGUUUACCUGGUUUUAUGUCCUUUUGACUCUUUGUUCUCAAAUAGUCACAGGUGCAAUUGGAACUUUUAGUGUCACUAUUACAUUGACAUUUGGCUUUGACAAUUAUGAGUCAGCUCUACUUCAAUUACCAGUUGGCGCAUUGAUUGUAAUUAUUAUCAUAACCACAACCCAGCUCGUUGCUAAAUUUGGCCACCACACUUUAUUCUUAACAUCAAUGUUUUUCCCAACCAUUAUUGGUGCUAUUGUGUUGAUAAUUUCACCAAACAAGAUUGGUAACUUGUUGUCAUUGUAUUUGUUAUACAGUGGCUCUUCGUGUAUCACGUUAAUUUACGCAUGGAUUGGGGCAAACACAGCUGGAUCGAGUAAAAAGUUUAUGCGGAGUGCUCUGGUUAUGAUUGCAUUCUCAGUAGCAAACAUUAUUGGACCCCAAUUAUUUCAAGCAUAUAGUGCGCCUGAUUAUCAUCCAGCAAAAAUUGUCAUCUUGGUUACUCAAUGUUUAUGUGUACCAUUGACUUUAUUCAUUGGGUGGAUGCUAAAAUGUGAAAAUUUGAAAAGAGAUGAAAAUCAAACACAAGAGGUUGACGAUGUUGAAUUUCUAGAUAAAACUGAUAUUGAAAAUAGACAAUUUAGAUAUACAUACUAA